CGGAAAUAUGCAGCAGCAAUUCUUUCUAGAAGUCUGUAGCAGCCUGUCGCUAGCCCACGCUAGCUAGCUUUAUCUGAGUUAGUGUUGGCCAUACACAGCCAGCCGCUGCACUGAACAGAACUACAUAUUUCCGAAAAGAGCAGCCUUCUUUUGUUGUAUGCUUUUUGGAUUCAAAAUUCGGGUGAGCUUCGUUUAGCCCACGAACUUAGCCGAGUCAUAUUCCAAGCUAACGCUGUUUACGUUAGGUUCUUGCUGGCAUUAUGUCCAGAAUAGACUACAGCGUGUGGGACCACAUUGAGGUGUCAGACGAUGAAGAUGACACCCAUCCAAACAUCGACACACCCAGCCUCUUCAGAUGGAGACACCAGGCACGCGUGGAGCGAAUGGAAGAAUUUGAGAAAAAAGGUGAAGAAUUUAACAAGGCACUCACUGACUGCCGGCGUAAGCUAGCAGAGGCACAAAAGAAAGUACAAGAGCUGACCAUUUCAGAAACAGAUGAUGCCAAAGCAGAGCUGAGCAAAGCCCAGGCUGAGGAGAAGAAACUGAAAAAAGAGGAACGUGAGUGGGCGAAGAAGAUGGAUGACCACAACCGGGAAGAGAAGAAGAUGCCAUGGAACGUGGACACGCUCAGCAAGGAUGGUUUCAGCAAGAGCAUUGUUAAUGUCAAACCUGAAUCUAAUGAAGAGACUGAAGAAGAGAAAGAGCAAAAGCAUAAAACCUUCGUGGAGAAAUAUGAGACGCAGAUCAAACAUUUCGGCAUGCUGCGACGUUGGGAUGACAGCCAGAAGUACCUGUCUGACAACCCUCAUCUUGUAUGUGAAGAGACUGCCAACUACCUGGUCAUCAUGUGCAUUGACCUUGAAGUCGAGGAGAAACAUGCAUUGAUGGAGCAAGUGGCUCAUCAGACCAUCGUCAUGCAGUUUAUUCUAGAGUUGGCUAAAAGCCUCAAGGUGGAUCCACGCGGGUGCUUUCGUCAAUUUUUCGCCAAGAUUAAGACAGCAGAUCAGCAAUACCAGGAAGCUUUCAAUGAUGAGCUGGAGUCAUUUAAGGAGCGGGUUCGCAGCAGGGCGAAGAUCCGCAUAGAAAAGGCCAUGAAGGAGUAUGAGGAAGAGGAACGACAAAAGCGCCUGGGACCAGGAGGGCUAGAUCCUGUUGAAGUGUACGAGUCCCUGCCAUUGGAGAUGCAGAAAUGCUUUGAUGAGAAGGACAUCCAAAUGUUACAAGAAGUUAUUAGCAAAAUGGACCCAACGGAGGCGAAGGCUCACAUGAAGAGGUGCAUAGACUCAGGGCUCUGGGUCCCCAACUCCAAGACAGACGAUGGGGAUGAAAAAGAGGAAGAUGCUACCUAUGAGGAGGUGAAACAGGAGCAGGAAGAAACUAAGAAGGAAUGACCAAUGUUGAUCCUAUCAAUUGUUGCUUGUGCAAAUGUGCUUACCCACUGUAUUGCAACUCCACUAUGUGUAUGACUAGUUUGCCAAUCAAGGAACAAUGAAAUAACUUGAUGAAAAUUUUUAGCUGAGACUUAAGGGAUUACUGUUCACUGAACUACACAACUACAUUGCAUCAGUAUCUCCUGCUUGGAAAAUAAACAGCUGGUUGUGUUUAGGUCUUUUAUUUGUUUGGACAUCACAAAAGUUGUAUUCUUACAUUUCUUUGUAUUCACCUGUUUAUUUGUGUGGGUACGUAGGUGUACACAUGCCUGCAUAUAAUUGUUUUGUUUUCCAUUUCAUUUACAAAUUUAAGAUGUGUCUGACUUUCAGGGCUUGAGUAAACAAUUAAUUGAGACAGUUAUUUGACAUUUUUUACAAACUUGCUGAAGUAAAGGUUGAAUUAUAUCCAGCUACAUAAGGCUGAGGUGUCGUGGUUAUGUCUGAAGACUCCAGAUUUGUGUGACAUGUUUUUCAAAGCAUAAAGUUAGAGAUCAUAAAUGUGAAUCACAAGAAAAUUAUCAAUCUGUGAGACCUGUAGUGUUGGUAACGACUACUUUUUAAUAUGGAGUGAAUGCAUGUGUGCAUGUGUUUUCUAAUGAAGCAUUUGGUAUUUACAAAUUACAUUUGCCCUACAUAGAGAUACAGUGCUACAGAGGGUAAAGAGAUGCAUAUGCCAUGACAUUAUACAUUGCAAGACAACAAUCAAUAUAAGUACAAAGAGCAGUCAGUUUCAGGCCUGAGGGUGAAUGCUUACGCUGGCUCCACCCAUACUGUAGCUUAAUAUGGCCUAACCAUUGGCGCACAAUGGGCAAGAGACCUAAGUGCGUCCUUGUAGGGCUUGGGGUUGACUGAUGGUUUACAUAGACCCCACUCGUUCCCAUCUUGGCCAAAUUAGAAUUAAAUAAAAGGGACCAUGCAGGUCCUCAGAAUGAUUGUUCACAUGGGCCUCUGUUCGCUUAUGUGAUACAUAAAAGUGCUGAGUAGGUGUGGUUGGAUUCAAUACUGCUAAUGCUUUUAUUUUGAAAGUUAGAGUGUUUAGUUGAAAUUUGAUCAGAGCUGAUGCAAUUAAAAAUAAAUGAAGCAAAACAGUUUUUACAAAUGCA
This is a messenger RNA of Seriola dumerili (greater amberjack), 2533 nucleotides long. RefSeq names its product cell division cycle 37. Lineage: Eukaryota; Metazoa; Chordata; Actinopteri; Carangiformes; Carangidae. The coding region runs from base 261 to 1391 and encodes 376 amino acids. Gene Ontology annotation, molecular function: protein-folding chaperone binding; protein kinase binding; heat shock protein binding. Gene Ontology annotation, cellular component: cytoplasm. The transcript is spliced from 8 exons. Gene Ontology annotation, biological process: protein stabilization; protein folding. The record is from RefSeq and is a predicted model, not a curated record.